AUUACGACGCAAAGCUGAACAAGAUUUACUAGAAUGCCGUAAUGAAAGAGGCUUAUUGGAAUUUAAUUGGGAUCGCAUUAUGAAUGAACUCGAAAUAGCUGAGGAUGAUAUCAACGAUCAGAACCGAAUAAUAAAUAUUUUAAAUCAAGAAAUUUUUAAUUACCAGAAUAACUUACCUAUAAAUAACCAACACAUAGGAAUGGCAGGAUACCCAUUACCAAAAUUUAACGGAUUGCCCGGUGAAGACCCAGAAGUAUUUAUUAAAGACCUUCGUCGAUGGUGUGAAUGUGGAAAUAUUGAUCCAAAUGGCGGACACAAUGUACGAAUAAGAAUUGAAGGGAUUAUUGAAAAUUGUUUUGGAGCAAACAUUGGAGUAGCAAAUCUCCAUGCUAUUAAUGCAUUAGCUAACAAUGCAAUUCGUGCUAUUAAUGCUAAUAGAUUUAGAGGUCGAGCUCGUACUAUCCGAGAUACCGCUCCAAAUGAUGGUAAUUUACCUGCAGUACCAUUAGUUCCAGGCCAUACUGUGUGGGAUGAAGAUUGGUUAACAUCAGGUGGACGGCCUACAGACCUACCUCCCAACGCUCCUAAUGCUGGAAAUGACGCUAAUAUUGUAGCUUCAGUUAUUCGAAUUGGUCAAAUGAUAGCUUAUUUUACACAUGAAUAUCCCACUAUUACUGCAGAAAAGUCGCAAGUAAUGUUCCAUUCUUUGACCCAAGGUAAUGAACCAGUAAAUUGUUAUUACUCAAAAUUAAAAAGAUUGAUUAAACAAGCAUAUCCGGCAUUGGCAGAUGCAAACCAAGAUGAACUUCUUAGACAGCAAUUAUUCAAGGGGAUCUCAAAUGAAAACAAAAUGGAAAUAUCUCGUAUUGGUCUUGAACAUCCAAUUUCCACUUUGCUACAAAAAUUAACGGAAAUCGAAAGAAGAAGAGCUGAAUUAAUGCUAGGUGGAUAUAAUAUUGACUCCCAUCCAAUUACUGCUCAAUCUCAAACUGAACUCGAAAACCUAAUAAAAUCUAUGAUUCCUUCUACACCACUCCAGCAAACACAAAUACGACCCCAACAAGUACAACCCCAGCAAACACAAAUACAAUCCCAAGAACCAGUUAUACAAUCGGCCUCUUCUCAAUUCCGACCACAACCUCCUGGAACGUAUAAAAAUAUACAAGAUAGAAAUAUGGAAAGUUUUUUACAAUGGAUAUAUGGAGAAAUUCCAGAAUUUAUUCCUGUUUCAGCUCCUUCUUUACCUCCAAAACCGCAAAUAAAAAAGAACGGAAAUAGUUCAAAGAAUGCUGAAUCUGAAUCUGAUGAUGAAUUGGACAAACGUAUGAGUAAGUUAUCGAUAAAUAAGGCUAUAUCAAAAGGAAUUGCACAGGGAGUGAAAACAGGUAUUCGCGCUUCUAACAAAUUAUCUCAUAGAUGUUCCAAUUGUAAUAGAACCGGGCAUAAUUCCCGCAACUGUCCUCGGAAGAAGAAAAACAAAUUUAAGAGAAAAGCUAACGUUAACGUUGCUCAUAUAAAUUCUAGCUCAGAUUCAGAUUCGGAUUCUGAUACUAACUCUUCUGAUAAUGGUUUUGAAUCUAGUUCUAGUUCUGGUGAUUCUUCAUCUGAAGUUGAAAGUUUGAACAGUGGUAAAUUAACACGGAUAACUACUUCUUCCGAUAAAGAACGAACGGCAAAACCAAGUCUUAUUGAUAAAACACUUCAAAAAAUUAUAUUAGAUAUGUUUGACGGUAUCUUACCUGUAGAUUUGAUGGACAAACUUAAAGCGAAAAUUGAAAAUUCAUCUAAUAUAGUUGCGCCUAUUCAGAGCUUCAAUGAUGCCUCAAUUCCAGAUCAAAUUUCACAAGGUGAAUAUGGGAUAUCAAACCAGUAUACGGUUCAAGAAAAAUCCAAUGAGGAAACAUCUGAAAAAUUAGUGGAUUUAGAUACACUAAAAAAAAAAAUUGCGUAA
Messenger RNA from Entrophospora candida, 1951 nucleotides. The record is from the annotation of a GenBank genome assembly. NCBI's taxonomy places the organism in Eukaryota, Fungi, Glomeromycota, Glomeromycetes, Entrophosporales, Entrophosporaceae.